AUUAUUUUUUUAAUCCACUUUUAUGAGAAUAACCACUAACUAGCUGAAAAGCAGACUUGAGGGCAAGCUUUUGAGAAACCAGAGUCUGCUCUUCAUGUUGGUGACCAGGGCAGGUGAUGUCCUAAACCUCAGCUGGUGUUUACUCCACUUUCCAAUACCUGUAGGCUUUGUCUUGGGAGUGUUCACCACAUUAAACCGCCAAGCACUUAGAAAUACUGCCCCUUCCCUGAACAUGUAUCUAACUGGUUGUUUAUUAACCAUAAGCUUUCACAAAAUAUCCUUGGAAUCAAACUCUUUAGGAGUAAGGUCCAAUAACUUUGCUUUUAUGAUAUAUAAAUUAUUCUGAUAUGCCCCACAGAGUAAGAACUGCUGGUAUAGAUGAAAUUUAAGUCAACAUUUCUGAAUGUGGCCCAAGGAUCACUGGUUUCAGAGAAUCAUUUAGGUGACAGAUCCAAGACUCUGCAGAAGAGAUCCACUCACACAAUCUUGUCUUCAUUAACAUUCAGGAUAUCUUUCUCCUUAACUGUGUCCUGGUUUUGAAAAAGGCAGUUGUUUGUGGGUGUUUUGACAUGUCUGAGUUGUGUUUUAGUAGAGACCACAAAAAUGAAGGUUUAGUCGGUUCCAUCAUGACUAGCACAGAAGGAAAGGGUGGAGUAUGGGGGUGGGUAGCCUGUAACCACUGAAAGGAAGGACUUCUAAUAUCUGUUGGUGAUUUCCUAUCUCAAUCUCCAGCUUUGGAGAAAAGACAGAAAUCCAUCCAGGGAGUGUGUUUGGGUAAAAGGAAGGUAAAUAGCAGAAGUAAAAAGUGGUCAAGCAUGCCUGUAACUCCAAAGGAAGGUCACAAGUUCAAGGCCAGGCUGUGUAGAGAAGGUGCUCUCAUGCAUUUCCUCUCUCCCUCCAUAUAUAUGUACACACACACACACACAUAAGAACAUACAUAUACUUUAUAUGUAUAUGUAUAUCAUACAUACACAAACAUUAACAAAAGACACUUCGAUGGUACUUUAGGGAAAGAGAAACUUUUAUAUAGACAGCUGUAGACCGUGUUGGCAGAGAAAAGAAACUUUUGAUAUAGGGGUGGUCUGGUAGUGGAGAUGUUAGAGUUUAGACACGCAGAAAUGUGGCAUGCUCAAGGAACAGUGACGUUGAACGCAGUGGACAAAGGACCAGGCACCGUGCUGGAGAACGAGGGUGGGCCAAUGAAGAGUCUCUGUAUCAAGAAGUAGCUUGGAGAAACCCGGAGUAUGCACAUAUCACCCCAAUCCUUAGUAUUGGGACGUGUAACGCCAGGGCACUCAGUUCAAGUGUCUUCCUUGGCUGCAUAGCAAGUUCCAGGCCAGCCUGGGAAAUGUGAGAUCCCAUCUCACAAAAGGUGGAGAGGAGCCCAGUCAUGGUGGCAAAGGCAGGCAAAUCCUGAGGCCAGCCUUUUGUACUUUGCAAGUUCGAGGACAACCAGGACUGAAUCGAGAGACCCUGUCUCAGAAAAAUAAAAAUAAAAUAGGUGGCAGGCUGGAGAUAUGGCUCAGUGGAUAAAGCGUUUUCUGUGCAAGUGUAAAGACCUGGGUUUGAAUCCCUAGAACUCACCGGGCUCAACCGAAGUCAUUUGUAAUCCUAAUGCUCUUAGGGCAAGAUGGAGAGGCAGGACAAUCUCCCUAAAUUCACAGGCCAGCCACUCUGUCAUACACAAAAGCAAAGACCCUGUCUCAAGUGAAAAGCAAGGAAGACACCCAAGGCCACACACACACACACACACACACACACACACACACACACACACACACUCACUCACAGGAAUCCAGUAGAAAUGGAAACAGGCCAACAGGUUUGGACAUAAAGUGACUUGGUACACCUGAUGAGAAAUGUUUUCCAGCAGAAAGGCAGAAACCAUAUAAAAGCAUGUAGGCGUGAGUUUAGAUGAACUUAGCGGAAUCGUGUGGUCUUGAAAGAGGAGCGAGAUGCAUGUGGUCCCUGGUUUAAUUCUGUUUAAAAUGUGAUGUUUGAGCAUACUUGUGAGAAGAUCAGUGGAGAGGUAGAGGAGGAGACACCUGAAGGGAAGUUCGGACGAUACGAAGAGAAGCAAAGCACAUAGUAGGUGUUUUGUGUGCGUGCCUUGACGUUCGCUUUAUAAUGUGGGUAACGACGCAAAUUCUCCUUCCAGAGGUUUGUCUCUAUCCGAUGAUGUUUGCCUCGCUUCCUUCUACGCUGGGGUGACCAACCUUGUCCCUACUCUGAAUCCGCCCGGGACUCCGGAGCAUCGUUGCUGAGUUAACGAAAAAAAGGUGUUUGUUCAUGAGCCAGCCAUGCCUGAUGCCUCAGAACCUGACUUCCAAACAGCACAAGGUGCGACGCUGUGCGUCAAUCCCGACGCUACCUUAAGUCGCUCUCACUGAAAUGGAAAAGUAUGAAAAACUGGCUAAGAUUGGAGAAGGGUCUUACGGGGUUGUCUUCAAGUGCAGAAACAAGUCGUCUGGACAAGUGGUAGCUAUCAAAAAAUUCGUGGAAUCCGAAGACGAUCCUGUUGUUAAGAAAAUAGCUCUGCGAGAAAUACGGAUGCUGAAGCAGUUGAAACACCCAAACCUUGUGAACCUCAUCGAGGUGUUCAGAAGAAAGAGAAAGAUGCACCUGGUUUUCGAGUACUGUGACCACACGCUGUUACACGAGCUGGAGAGAAACCCGAACGGCGUUCCUGAUGGCGUCAUCAAAAGCGUGCUGUGGCAAACCCUGGAAGCCCUUAACUUCUGCCACAAGCAUAACUGUAUUCAUCGGGACGUAAAACCCGAAAACAUCCUAAUCACCAAGCAAGGAAUGAUCAAGAUUUGUGACUUUGGAUUCGCACGAAUUCUGAUUCCAGGAGACGCCUACACGGACUACGUUGCCACCAGGUGGUACCGAGCCCCUGAACUUCUCGUGGGAGACACGAAGUACGGUUCCUCCGUGGACAUGUGGGCCGUGGGCUGUGUUUUUGCGGAGCUCCUGACGGGUCAGCCGCUCUGGCCAGGAAAAUCAGACGUGGACCAACUUUAUUUGAUCAUCAGGACACUGGGAAAACUCAUCCCAAGACAUCAGUCUAUCUUUAAAAGUAACCAGUUUUUCCGUGGCAUCAGCAUACCUGAACCAGAAGACAUGGAAACUCUUGAAGAAAAAUUCUCGAAUGUUCAGCCUGCGGCUUUAAAUUUCAUGAAGGGCUGUCUGAAGAUGAACCCAGACGACAGGCUGACCUGCGCCCAGCUGCUGGACAGCGCCUACUUCGACUCUUUCCGAGAGGAGCAAAUGAGAAGGAAAGCCCGCAGGAGGCGUCAGCAGAAUCAACUGUUGCCUCUUAUACCUGGAAGCUACAUCUCCCCCACACCUGAUGGAAGAAAACAAGCCCUCCAGUUAAAAUUUGACCAUCUCCCUAACAUUUAGGGAGCCUGUUCCUCCCGGUGCGCUCACUUACUAUGUAGAUAUUUUUGUACCGAGAUAGGAAUCCUCGGUGUUUCCAAUGCGAACGAGCAGUGUGAAAAUGAAGGUGCCCCCGGGAACCGAUUCGCUCUGAGGAUUCUGAUUCCUUUUCCCUGUGCCUUCUCCAUGCCAACUCCGUCUCCUAGAACAGUCUCUUUAAAUGCCGUAAUGCCAAAAUGGCACACACACGGAGGAGAAGCUUUCAAUUCCAUCAGAGUUGUGCUUCUUAGACACUGCAACUCGGGGCUUCCGCUUCGAUUUAGGGGAAGAUUUCCAUGCGUCAUCUCUCUUCAGCUGACUGUGUAACAUCCUGAGCAGAAGCAGAUCUGCUGGCUGCUGUCGACAGAGGGGACGACAUUGAGCUUCCACCCUGGAAGGUCUUCUCAGUGGAGCCCAGUCUUCUUGAUUCUGCAUUUACAUUGCUGGAGCAUGGCGAUCGUGAAAGGUGGUCUAGGUUUACCUAUUGACUCCAGGGAACACUCUGCUGUCUUUUUCUCGUGAGGCAUUGAUAAUUCUGCUUUUACAGCAAGUUAGAGAAAAUCCCAUACACGACCCAUAGCAGACAGACUACAAGGAAUCACCCACCACAUGACAGUAAUGUCCCGGAAUCACUGGCUGCCCACUCUAAGGCUGUCCCUGGGGCACCAUGCUUUCUUUUUCUUUUUCUUCUUUUUUAAUCUACUGGGGGCGGGG
This is a messenger RNA of Peromyscus maniculatus bairdii (prairie deer mouse), 4134 nucleotides long. RefSeq names its product cyclin dependent kinase like 4 (gene Cdkl4). Gene Ontology annotation, molecular function: protein serine/threonine kinase activity; ATP binding. Gene Ontology annotation, biological process: protein phosphorylation. The record is from RefSeq and is a predicted model, not a curated record. Gene Ontology annotation, cellular component: nucleus. NCBI's taxonomy places the organism in Eukaryota, Metazoa, Chordata, Mammalia, Rodentia, Cricetidae.